AUGUUAAAGGGUAUUAGUGAAAAAUUCACAACUAAUCUCAAUUUUAAUAUAGAUGAUGACAAUUUUUAUGUUUUACCAACAAAAGGGGAAAUUAAUUUUAAAGGUUAUGCACAAGCAGAAGUAAUUAUUUUGUAUAAUAUUAGGAAUUAUCAUAAAAUGAUAAUAUCUAAUAACCAUUAAAAUUUAUUGCAAAUGAACUUGUUGAAAAAACAAUAAAUAUUAGAUAAAGUUGGAUAAUUUCAAAACAAGCAUUUAAUUUUAAUAUACCACCAUCUUAUUUUAAAAAAAAAAUUUUAAUAUAAAGAAAUAAUGAUCAACAUCAACUGAAAAAGGAAAUCAAUUAAUAUGAUUUUGAUCCAUAUGUAUAAUUCGAUGAUAAUCAACUAAAUUAAAUAAGGAAAGAUGGCUCUUUUGAUGUUUGGUCAAAGAAUAAUAGAAAUAAAAAAUACAAAUGGAUUAUUUCAAGAUGGAUAGUAAAAGGAACCAAAAAUAUUAGAAAUUCUUUUUAUAAAGAUAUGUUAAAGGUUGAAGAUUGUUUAACUGGUUUAGGAGAUUUUAUUUUUAAUGAAGAUAAAUUUGAUAGUUUAUGGAACUUUUCAAUCGUACAUGGAUUAUAUGUAAUUUAUAAAGUAAACUGUAUCAUUAAAUUAGAAAACUAUAUUGAUUCCAUCUGUUUUUAUUGGAUACAGAGAAGUCACAGGUAAUAUAUCUACUAAGUCAGCUUAGAUUGCAGUAGAAAGAGAAAGAUAAUAAUUAUUAAGAAAAAAGAAUUUAAAUUUUUCAAUAUAUAAAUAUCUUUUUCAUACUCAAGAAACUUAAUCUGCUACAAAAAUGAGAGUUGAUUAUAUUAAAAAUCAAUUGAAAACUUUUGAAUAAGACUGUUGGAAAAUAGCCUCUUUAUUAAGUGAUAUUCAUUUAAAUCCAAAUCAUUUACAUAAUUAUGAAUUUACAAACCUUUAAGAAAAAUACAAUAUAUUUUACGAUUAAAAUAAAGAUAUAGAUGAACUCACAAGUGAAUAGCUUUAUAAUGCUUAAUAAACAUUUUUUCAAAAGGUUAAUUUAGAUGUACCAUAAGAUGUAAUUAAACAUAUUUUAGACAUUAUAGAAUGUUAUAAAUUACAAAGAUAUUAUUAAGAUUUAUUAAAAGUAUAUUUUAUUGUAAUGAUAGAAUGAAUUAGCAAAUUACGAAAAUGAAGUCAUUGAACAAUAUGAAAAGGAAUUUUUCUUUUUAAGUAAACAAAAUCAUCGAACUAAAAAUAUUAAAGCUGCUCUUAAAAAGAAAAAGAAGAACUUAAAAUAAUAAUAUUACAGCUAGAUGAUUUAAGAAUUAACCUAAAAAAAUAUUAUUGAUAGAAAUAUUUAUGUAGAAUUUAUGGAAAAUAAGAUCAAAUAUAAAAAUAGAGUAAAAGACAUAAAGAAAAUGGCAAAAGAGAAAUUUAAAAAUCCUAAUAUUACGAUAUAAUUGUAAAUUUUAUUCAUAUAUAAUAAUUUUAAGAACUCGGAUGAUUGCUCCUCCUUAUCCAAUAAUUUAAGAAGGAAAUAGAUUUGUAUUUUUAAAGGAAAUAAAUUAUUUGGUAACAUCUAAAUAUUAUUUUUGGAAAUUCACUAGUUUUUGUUUACUAUAUUUUACAUUAAUUGCUAAUAGUUAUUAUGUGUUUUAUUAAUUUGGAAUAAUGGGGCCUUAUGGGUUAAGUGCUUUAUUUUUAGUUGAACCAUUUUAUUGUGAUUAAGUAAUUAAUGAAUAAACUGGAGAAAUAAUAAAUGAUGAACUCAUUUAAACAGUUUGUUCUACUUUAAAAUUAGUAUAUAAAGGUAUGAGAAAGUCAAGACAGGAAUUUGAGAAUUCUGAAGAUUCUGGUAUGUUUGGUAAAGGCUGUUUAAGAAUUUGUAAUUUAAUCGAAGUCUAUAUUUUUCGAUUCUUAUUUGUUGGAGUAUUUUGUACUUUAAUUUUAAAACCUAUGCUAAUAAUUUUUUUCUCAAUUUCAUUGUUUUUUGUUUUCAUUACUUCUUUUAUGUGGGCUGGGUUUGUAGCUACUAUUAAGUAAAAUUUAUGAAUAUAAUAAUCUAGAUGGAUGAUAUGCCUACUAUUUCAUGAUUAUGAAGUAAUAGCAAGAAUUGAAUUUAAUGAAUUAGAUUAUAUUCAUUUUUGUAUGCCAUUAUUUAGAGCUAUUUUAGAUAUUAUGAUAGGAAUGGCUGAAAUAAUCGUUUGUUUACUAUGUUUGGUAAUUUUUCCUUUUUUUGCUAUACUAAUAUUUUUAUAUGGUAUUUUAAAAUAUGCUAUCCGUUCAAUUUAUGAUUGUUUCAUGAUGACAGUAUUAAUUUAAACUUAUUUUUAUAGUUUGUUUAUUGUUGCGGAAGAGUUCCUUAUCGUUCAGGGUGUUUAGCUUGGAAAGUUGGAGGAGAUAAUAUAUAGAAAAAAAUAAUCUAUAAUUAUCAUAAAGUUAUUGUUUAAAAUAUUUUUAGUUAACAAAUGAUGAAUUAUAACUUCUGGUUGCUAGAGAAAUAGAAAAAUAUAUUCUUGAGGAAUAUUAACAUCGUAUUGUAACUACUAUAAAAUAACCAGAAAGAGAUAUUAAUACAAAUUUGCAACCUUUUUUCAAUAAUUUUAAUGCCAAAUAUUAAUGUGAUGAUAAAAAUUCAAAACUUCUUUUAGAUUAACUUUCUGUUAAAAUUGCUAAAUAAAUAUCUCUUCAUCCAGUAUUGGAUUAAGAAACAAAAAAAUAUAUUAAAUAUACUGAAAAUGAACUUAAUGAAAUUAAGUUGUUUCUAAAACCAUUUAUAAUUGAAUAAAUCAAUUUGAAAAAUAUGCAUUCUUUUAUUUGGAAACGUACAGGUUUAUAAAUUGGAGAGUAUUCAGCAUUAGUGGAUAUUAUAGUAAACUCUAUUUUUGGUUUAGAAAUUUUAAUUCCAAAAGAGGAGAUUAUUCAAGAGGUCUAGAUUGUAAUUAUAUUUUAAACUCUCAUUAGAAAGUUGAGAAAGAAAAAGGAUUUACCGAAUAAAUAGAAAGAGCAUUGAAUGGACAAGUAAAUUUAAAUUAACCUGAAAAAUAUAUUUUGGAAGAAAAUAAAGAAUUUAAGAAAUGUAUAUAAAAAAAAGUUUAUAAAUAAUUUAUUCUAUUUUCUGAAGUAAUAAUUUAUUUCUAUAUUUAGAUGCUUGAUAAAAUAUGGAUGGCCUAAUCAACAUCUUAAGAAUGGAGUACUUUAAACAAUAAAGAUUUAAGAUUUUUAUUAAAUUAUUCUUUAAAGGAUGAAUGA
Paramecium sonneborni is the source of this 3254-nucleotide messenger RNA. The record is from the annotation of a GenBank genome assembly. NCBI's taxonomy places the organism in Eukaryota, Ciliophora, Oligohymenophorea, Peniculida, Parameciidae.